Molecule: messenger RNA, 1758 nt
Organism: Peromyscus leucopus (white-footed mouse)
Lineage: Eukaryota; Metazoa; Chordata; Mammalia; Rodentia; Cricetidae
Gene: Tspan32
Product: tetraspanin 32
Exons: 9
Coding region: 93-1073 (326 amino acids)
Cellular component (GO): membrane
Source: RefSeq, a predicted model, not a curated record
AGGAGAGGAGAGGAGAGGAGAGGAGAGGAGAGGAGAGGAGAGGAGGAGGAGAGGACCAUCAUGGAGCACUGGAAUCGAAUCAAGAUUGCCAAAUGCCAGAUACUGAUCACCAACUUCUUUGUCUUGCAUGUCUGUGGGAGGACCUGUCCCUCCCAUCCACAGAAACACGGAGGCCUCCUGCAGCGGCCUUGCUCCUGGAGGGAGCCAGGCUGGGGCGCCCAGAAGCCCAGGCCCUACCCUCUGUCAUUGCGGGAGGGCCUUUGCCACUGUCCCCAGCUCUGAUGAUGAGCCCACCUCACUCUCAGCUGCUGGGCCUCUCUACGGCCACCAUGGCAGCCGUCACUCACUUUGGAGACCACUUGUCUGUCAUUGGCCAUGCAUCCUUGGAGAGGAACCCCUAUGAAGCAAUGCACUACUGGGCCUUCUACGUGGGGAUCAGCCUAGCAGGUCUACUGAGCCUGGGCGCUGCCCUGAGCACCAUAGCCACAGUAAGGGAGGCCCAUGGCCUCAUGGCUGCGGGGUUCCUGUGCUUUGCCCUGUCAUUCUGUGUCCUGGUACAGAUGGCAUUCUGGAGAUUCCACAACCCCACCCAGGUGGAGGAUGCAGUAUUGGACACCUAUGACCUCGUGUAUGACCAGGCAAUGAAGAGCCCAUCUAGCAGUUGGUGGCAGGAGCUGGCCACCAUCCAGGACACGUUUCUGUGUUGUGGGAAGAAGUCUCCUUUUGGGCUUCUGGCGAGCACCAGAGCCAUCCCAUGCCAGGGCCAGGAGGCCAUAAGAGAGGACUGCCUACAGAGCAUCGGGAAGUUUCUGUGGACACACUACAGAAUUGCCUCCACCCUGACCUGCACCAGCCUGGCCCUCACGGUAUAUGCCAUGAUGCUCUGCGCCUUCCUCUGGUUUGCCAUUCACUCCUACUGUGGCUUGGAUCGAAAAGGCAGAUACACCCUGAGCCCACGAGUCCAUGGCUGCCAGCCCCAGGAACCCAGCCUCUUCAGAUGGACCAAGGGUGGGCCAGUGCCUCAACGCCCCUCUGAAACACAAGCGUUUGCUAACUAUUCGACACCCCUCUGAAGCACAGGUGUUUGCUCAUUGGAUCUAGUAGGAUGUGUACUGUCUGCUUGCCCACAGAGAUGAAGACUCUGGCCCUGCGCCCUCCCAUGAUCCACAUGGUGGGAGAACGGAAGGGGAGAAGAGUCCACCAGAUGUGUUAGUUACUUUUACAUUGUUGUGGUCAGACACCUACCAGACACAGGGAAGAUUUAUUCUUGCUCAUGGUUUCAGAGAGAUUCUGGUCCAUCACAACAGGAAAGGCAUGGAGGAGUGGCUGUGUCUAUGUCAGCAGGAAUAUAAGGUGGCAAAUGCUGGAGGCUAGAUGUUGUAAACUAACUUCCUCUGGGUCAUCAUGGACCACCUUUGCUCUGUAGUCACGACAACAAAAUGCAUGGAACCACAUGGCAAUAGCCAGGUUUUUGGUAAUGGCCAUGGGGCUGUUAAUGCUUCUUAGUUUAGGGAGAAGAGGUCACCAUAUCCUCGCCUGCAAUUCCAGCUACCACUCCCUCCUGCCAAGAAACUGUUAGGAUCUUGGGAGGUGCCAGAGUGUGAAAAGUUAACUGAAGCCAGGUCUCCAUGGUCCAGCAUCCAUGAGAUUGUCGCCUAUCAUGGGGUGGGGCUUUUAGGUAAGAACACUGUUUGGGGGUCUCCCACGCUCCCUAUAAGUAACUCCUCACCCCAAUAAAUCCAUUGCUUCAAGUUGAAA